Molecule: messenger RNA, 3358 nt
Organism: Syzygium oleosum
Lineage: Eukaryota; Viridiplantae; Streptophyta; Magnoliopsida; Myrtales; Myrtaceae
Product: boron transporter 1-like
Exons: 12
Coding region: 1051-3180 (709 amino acids)
Biological process (GO): transmembrane transport; monoatomic ion homeostasis; monoatomic anion transport
Cellular component (GO): plasma membrane
Molecular function (GO): solute:inorganic anion antiporter activity
Source: RefSeq, a predicted model, not a curated record
GCGGGUGCUAUUUAAUGUCCAGUCAUCCGCACCACUGUCUCCAUCCCACGCCCACGCCUGAAAUCCUCUCGUAUCGCCCGAGUGUGUAUCUUUCUCUACUUGCAUUUUGCUCUUGCGGGUCGCUCCGAUACUCUGUCCCCGGUUCUUGAGCCUUCUUGGGUUGUCCUUACAUGAUCGUUUCCCCCUCUGUGAGUAAUGUAACUCGUUGUUCCGGUGUUGCAACGCGGUCUGUGUGCUGGACUGCGAAUGCCCGUUUCCCCUGAAGUUCGUUGACCGGUUGCUGUGGUGUUUCUCGACCAUGACUUGUCGUUAGCUCCGCUGUGUUCUGGGUUUUGAGCAUUUUGCUCGAUAGUACUCUCGGGUCGUCGGUUGUUUCGCUCCAGUAAUGGCUUUCCGUUAGUUCGAGUGCGUUUCGCUCCUUAGGACUUCGUAGAAUUGGCUGCGAGCUCUAGCUUCUGAUUCCGCGCCAUGUAACGGUUCCUUGGCAUUUACCCUGCAUUUGGUAAUCCUUGUGCUCGCUUCCUGGGUGACUCUCUGAUUAAUUUGACCCUCUCUUGAGAUGAAAGACGUGAUGCUUUUUGAAGUCGAUCGCUAAAUGUAUCUAAUUUGGAGAAUGUCCUCUUCUCUUUGCUAGUUAGAUCUCCUCUUACCGUGUCCUUCAUGGAUUCCCUUCGUUAGUUUCGCAAUAGCUGAAGGAAAUGGAACUGAAAUAGGUCCAUCCCUUCUGAUGGAUUCUUUCGCUAUUCGAAGUUAGCCAAUCUUAUCGCGAGUUAUUAUUACCUACCCUCAAUCAUGUAAAGACAUCCCAAAUUCAUUCGUUCAUUCAUAAACCCUUUAUUGGGUACUUACCUGAUCAGGAAAUAUUCUUUGUAGCUCUUUCCCUCGGUUAAAUUAUGACUAUGAUGUCCUAGUCUAUCCUCCUGCAGUUUCUUUGCUUCUGCUCUUGCGAAAUCCGUAAUAGCAGCCUCUAGCAUCAUUCGUAACCUGUUGUUUUUGCAUUUCAACCCAAUAAAAAGUAAACUGUAACACUCUUCAAAGUCUCAAUUAACCAUGGAAGAAACUUUUGUUCCCUUUCGAGGGAUCAAGAAUGACCUUAGAGCAAGACUUCUGUGCUACAAGCAAGAUUGGACAGGUGGUAUCAAAGCCGGUAUCAGAAUCUUGGCGCCAACGACUUACAUAUUCUUUGCCUCUGCCAUUCCAGUCAUAUCAUUUGGGGAGCAGUUGGAAAGAAACACAGAUGGAACCCUUACUGCAGUUCAAACUCUUUCAUCUACUGCACUCUGUGGUGUCAUUCACUCACUUGUGGGAGGACAACCACUUCUCAUACUGGGGGUUGCUGAACCAACUGUCUUAAUGUACACGUUCAUGUUCGACUUUGUGAAAGACCGAAAGGAUUUGGGCCAGAAGCUUUUCCUUGCUUGGACAGGAUGGGUGUGUGUAUGGACAGCCCUUCUGCUCUUUUUACUGGCCGUUCUGGGUGCAUGCUCUAUAAUCAAUAGAUUUACGAGGCUUGCUGGUGAAUUAUUUGGUCUGCUAAUUGCUAUGCUCUUUAUGCAGCAGGCUAUACGAGGAGUGAUAGAGGAGUUUGGCGUCCCUGAGAGAGAAAAUCCCAAUCAGGCUGCACUAUUACCAUCGUGGCGAUUUGGCAAUGGAAUGUUUGCUCUGGUCUUGUCCUUUGGUCUCCUUCUUACAGCACUCAGGAGCCGCAAAGCUCGUUCUUGGCGCUAUGGAACAGGGUGGUUACGAGGAUUCAUUGCAGACUACGGUGUCCCACUUAUGGUUCUUGUCUGGACGGCUGUGUCAUAUAUUCCGGUUAAAGAUGUCCCAAGGGGGAUUCCUAGGCGACUUUUUAGUCCAAAUCCCUGGUCUCCUGGGGCUUAUUCAAACUGGACAGUUGUCAAGGAAAUGUUGAAUGUGCCACCUCUAUAUAUAGUUGGAGCAUUUAUCCCAGCAACUAUGAUAGCUGUGCUUUAUUAUUUUGAUCACAGUGUUGCAUCUCAACUUGCCCAACAGAAGGAGUUUAAUCUCAAGAAACCGUCCUCUUAUCAUUACGACCUCCUCCUUUUAGGUUUCUUGACUAUCCUCUGUGGUCUUAUUGGCAUUCCUCCUUCCAAUGGUGUGAUUCCACAAUCUCCAAUGCAUACGAAAAGUUUAGCUACUCUGAAACAUCAGCUCCUGCGGAAUAAGCUAACAUCAACAGCCCGGAAAAGUAUGAGGAAAAACUCAAAUCUUGUUCAGCUAUACAGAAAUAUGCAAGAAGCCUACAAUGAAAUGCAGACUCCCCUGGCCUACCAAAUGCCUCCUAUGCUGGGGCUGAAAGAGCUGAAAGACUCGACAAUCCAGCUGGCCUCAAGCACCGGUUACAUCGAUGCUCCCAUUGACGAGACUAUUUUUGAUGUGGAUAAGGAUAUUGACGAUCUUUUACCGGUCGAAGUCAAGGAGCAGCGCCUCAGUAAUCUGCUGCAGGCACUGAUGGUUGGUGGUUGUGUUGCUGCAAUGCCUUUACUAAAGAAAAUCCCGACAUCUGUUCUUUGGGGCUACUUUGCUUUCAUGGCCAUUGAAAGCUUGCCUGGGAAUCAAUUCUGGGAGAGGAUCUUGUUACUUUUUACAGCUCCAAGUCGAAGAUACAAGGUUCUGGAGAAGUACCAUGCAACCUUUAUUGAGACUGUGCCCUUCAAAACAAUUGCCUUUUUCACUUUGUUCCAGACAGCUUACCUGCUCCUGUGCUUUGGGAUUACAUGGAUCCCAAUAGCUGGAGUCUUGUUCCCACUUUUAAUUAUGCUGCUCGUUCCGGUGAGGCAGUAUUUCCUGUCUAAGUUCUUUAAAGGAGCUCAUCUUCAAGACCUGGAUGCUGCAGAAUAUGAGGAAGCCCCUGCCAUACCCUUUAAUAUGUCAUUUGAAGAUCAAGAAAUUCCUACAAGAACUACCGACAUAGAUAGUGGUGAAAUUCUUGAUGAAAUGAUCACCAGAAGCCGUGGUGAGAUCCGCCACACUCAUAGUCCAAAGAUAACUAGUUCGACCCCGAACUCGACCGAGGAUAUAAGACCAGCUCUCAGCCCACGGAUGUCACAGAGGGCAUUCAGCCCUAAAUUUACCGGUAAGGGAGUCGUGGAAAAGCAAACUCACAGUCCUGGACCAUCAACUCUUGGAAAGGACACUUACGGCUCGUCUUCAAAUUAGAAAGAUAUAUUGCAGUUCUCAUUAAGCCAUCAAUUGUGCCAGAGGAGUCAGUAGUCAAGUGCUAAAAGUUUCUGUAAUUGAUCACAAAUAUUUCCGAGUUCUGUUCUGGCACUAACCUGUGAAGGUGAUGUAUGUCUAUUGUCACCUUGCCCAGUAUAAUCUAAAACACUGCAUAGAA